Molecule: messenger RNA, 596 nt
Organism: Nyctereutes procyonoides (raccoon dog)
Lineage: Eukaryota; Metazoa; Chordata; Mammalia; Carnivora; Canidae
Product: 40S ribosomal protein S2-like
Biological process (GO): translation
Cellular component (GO): ribosome; cytosolic small ribosomal subunit
Molecular function (GO): structural constituent of ribosome; RNA binding
Source: RefSeq, a predicted model, not a curated record
AUGGAAAGGGACGUGAGGCAAGAUGGGCGGAACCAGCGGACCAGGUUCAAGGCAUUUGUUGCCAUCGGAGAUUACAACGGACACGUGGGUCUGGGCGUCAAGUGCUCCAAGGAGGUAGCCACUGCCAUCCGUGGGGCCAUCAUCCUGGCCAAGCUUUCCAUCGUCCCCGUGCAACGAGGCUACUGGGGGAACAAGAUCGACAAGCCCCACACUGUCCCAUGCAAGGUGACUGGUCGCUGUGGUUCUGUGCUGGUGCGUCUCAUCCCUGCCCCCAGAGGCACUAGCAUUGUCUCCGCCCCUGUGCCCAAGAAGCCAAUGAUGGCUGGUAUGGACGACUGCUACACUUGGGCCAGGGGCUGCACUGCCACCCUGGGGAACUUGGCCAAGGCUACUUUUGAUGCCAUCUCCAAGACCUACAGCUAUCUCACCCCUGAUCUCUGUAAAGAGACUGUGUUCACCAAGUCUCCCUAUCAGGAAUUCACUGACCAUCUUGUAAAGACCCACACCAGAGUCUCCGUGCAGAGGACCCAGGCUCCAGCUGUGGCUACUACAUAGUUUUAUACAAGAAAAAUAAAAGUGAAUUAAAGCUUGUAAAA